UAACUAAAAUAAAUAUUCAUUCCAUCACAAAUAUGACUGUUUCUUUAAGGUUUCUAAGCAACACCUCCUGUGGUUGCCCAUGAUGUACGAGGACUUCGACACGCCGAUUACGUGUCGCGAGCGUCGUCGUCGUAGGAUUGAGAUGCGGAGGCGGCUGACUUCGGUUUCCACAGUUGCUAGAUUGAAGCACCAAGGUGUUAUGAAGUUAUCGGUUACGGAUACGAUGAAUGAGAAUUUUGAGGGUGUGACACCGGAUUACGGUUCGAUGUCGGUCGUUGGUAGGGCGAGAGAAAUGGAGGAUGAGAUAUCGGUUAAGAUGAAUUUAUGUCGGCCGGAGAUAAAUGGUUAUCGGACGGUGCAUUACUUUGGAGUGUUUGACGGUCACGGUGGGCAUCAGGUGUCUACAUUAUGCAAGGAGAACAUGCACAUCAUCAUGGAAGAGGAGUUGAUGCGCGUGAAACCCACGACGGUGAAUCUCAACAGCACUGAAUUAGACGAGGCGUGGAGGACGACGAUUAACCGGGCGUUCGAGAGAAUGGAUGAGAUGGCGUUGAACUUAUGCCAAUGUGACGGGCUUGAAAACUAUAAGGUGUGUAAAUACCACCCGCAAUUGUCUUUGGUAGGAUCGACGGCAGUGGUGGUGUUGUUGACUCAGGAAUACAUAAUCGUCGGAAACUGCGGUGACUCACGUGCCAUCCUGUGUCGAAAUGGCAACGCCGUACCACUCUCCAUUGACCAAAAGCCUGAACGGGAAGAUGAACGGAAAAGAAUCGAAGCUCUCGGAGGUCGGAUUAUGUUCGCUGGAAAUGUAGCACGAGUUGAAGGUGUUCUAGCCAUGACUCGAGCUAUAGGGGACCGGUUUUUGAAACCGUUGGUGAUAUCGGAACCCGAGUACAUGGUCAUGAAACGGGAAGCGCAGGAUGUGAGCUUGAUAUUAGCUAGUGAUGGAUUGUGGGACGUUUUGUCUAGCGAAUUGGGUUGCGAGGUGGCUGAAAUGGUGGUUCGUGGUGGUGGAGCGUCGUACACUGCGGCAGCGUUACUAGUGCGACUUGCUAUGGGACGAAGGAGCACUGAUAACAUAAGUGUGAUAGUUGUUGAUUUGAGAGGGUGAAUUAAGUAAGGUAGAUUUGAUUUUGUAUUCGUAUGUUUGUUUUAAAGUAAGACUAGGUUUACUGAUUAAAUCAAAUUAUGAAACCAUUAA
Molecule: messenger RNA, 1201 nt
Organism: Helianthus annuus (common sunflower)
Lineage: Eukaryota; Viridiplantae; Streptophyta; Magnoliopsida; Asterales; Asteraceae
Product: probable protein phosphatase 2C 75
Exons: 4
Coding region: 80-1111 (343 amino acids)
Biological process (GO): protein dephosphorylation
Cellular component (GO): cytosol; nucleus
Molecular function (GO): cation binding; protein serine/threonine phosphatase activity
Source: RefSeq, a predicted model, not a curated record